ACCACAUUUCCUGUUUGCAACUGAACCAAGCACACACAAAGGAUUUUAAGAAAUAGGCAUGAAAAAUUGAGUUGCAGAUGGAGAUCAGGCACAUUGCCAUGUUAUUUGUAGUGCUAGGGAGUAGUAUCAUUUAGCAGAAAGCUAUUUGCAGUCAUUUAUUUCUUUUAAGUACUUACAUUUUACUUAUGGGGAUAAACAAAUCUGUCUGAGAAAACAAGGAUGUCAGGAAAUGAUCAAUGUCCCCCUUUUAUCUGGGGAAUUUUAGCCAUCGUGGGUUUAUCUCUGAUCAUAUCCCUAGUUUUCAAUGUUUCCUACUGGAUGGAAAAGCAACGACAAGAUAAAAUCUAUGACUACCAGGAUGACUACAUUCCAGAGGAUGAUGAGUAUUACACUGAAGAAGCACCAAUUUAUGGUAACCUUGAUAAUGUGCUUUCUGGACCAGCGGAAGAAAGCUGCUAUGAACAAAUGAAAGCCCGGCCAGAGAGAGUUGUAAAUGAAAAGCAGGAACUCUGUCCUAUGCAGGCAGAAGCUGACACACAGAUGUGCUAUGCGAUAUUGGAUCACAGCUUCAAGGUGAAAUGCAGAAAGCCAGAAGUCUACAUUUCAGACAAGGAUGAAAAUGAGAAAUUACAUGCAGUGGAUACUGAGCUAUCUAAAAACAAUUCGAUCCAGAAUUUCAGAGAAGAAAUAGAUGUGUCAGAAGAAAGCAUUCAUGAUGAUCCCAUUAGACUAUUUGGUUUGAUUCAUGCAAAGAGAGAGCAGAUAAGUAUGCAAGACAAUGAUCCAGCUUAGGAAAUGGAUGCUUUUUGUAAAAACCAACCAAAAAACUUAUAUCAUGUCAUUAUAUAACUUUAAAGCAAGGGAAUAACUUAAGAGAUCAGCUGUUAUUGAUGAGGUGUUUACUAGAAGUUCAAUUUAACUCUGGUUCAGAUACCAAUUUGGCAUUCUGGCUAAUAUUAGUAAAAAAAAAUCUGUGUUAACACAUGACAUAGAUAUUGCUUGUAAUAAUGAAAUAAUGAAAAUGUACAUUAAACAUAAACAUAAUUAAUAGAAUGAAUGGGUGACCCAUGUGUUCUGUCCUAAUCAAACUACUCAUAAUUAAUCUUCAUCUUCAAAAACAAAACAAAAAAAAAUCAACUCUUCAAACUUCAUGAGCAGAUUUUAAAAAUAUUGAAUAAAAACAAUCACAACUCCAUUCCUAUUGGUAUGAUUCACCUACCUUUGCUGAGUACUUAGGUUUGUUUUUUUUUUUCUUUUACUAGAAUCACAGAAUUAUACAAAUUUAGAUUUGAAAGGACUUCAGUGGCCAUCUAGUUCAAUCCUUCUACUGAAGGAAUGCCUAUUAUCAUAGACCUGAUGAAUAGUCAUUCAACUUCUACCAAAAGAUAGACAAAGACUACCAUCUCUCAAGGCAGCCCCUUCCAACUGUGGACAAUUGUAAUUGUUAGGAGAUUCUUUUUCCUUACAUCUAGUCUAAAUGUGACUUUGCAAUUUCCAUCCAUGGCUCCUAGCUCUUUCCCUUCUCCAGGGCCAAAUAGGAUAUGUCCAAUCCCUCUUCUAUGCAAGAAUUCUUCAAAUACUUCUUCUUCAGGAUAAAUAUCACCAGUUUCUUUAAAUGAUCUUAACAUGACAUAGUCAUAAAGCCCUUUGCCAUCUUGGUUGCACUCCUCUAGAUGCUAUUCAAUUUAUCAGUCAGCAUCCUUCUUAAAUUGUGGCAGACAGAGCUAAGCAAAAUAUUCUGAUAAAGUUAGAGUACACAGUGGGGAAUUGCCUUCUUUUCUUCUAUUUUUAUGAAUCCAGAUUUCAGGGAACAACAUGGCAUAAUAGAAAUAUACACUAGACACUUAAACAACGGUUCUACCAUAUCAUUGUGUGGCUUUGGACACGUCAUUUCAUUUCUCUGGUGCUUUUCUCCUUAUAUCCCUCAAAUGUCCCACUAGUUUAGUUUGGAGACAUGAGAAAUAUAAGGGAAGGAGUAUAGGAUAGUAUCUUGGAAGAUUUUUAAGGGAGGUAUAUUAAGAGUAGCUGGGAGAAAGAUUGGAUAGAGUUCUGGGUCUGAAUAAAGAAGACUCAUUUUCCUGAAUUCAAAGGUUGCCUCAU
Molecule: messenger RNA, 2100 nt
Organism: Sarcophilus harrisii (Tasmanian devil)
Lineage: Eukaryota; Metazoa; Chordata; Mammalia; Dasyuromorphia; Dasyuridae
Product: T-cell receptor-associated transmembrane adapter 1
Exons: 6
Coding region: 220-792 (190 amino acids)
Biological process (GO): negative regulation of receptor recycling; positive regulation of T cell receptor signaling pathway
Cellular component (GO): T cell receptor complex
Source: RefSeq, a predicted model, not a curated record